UGCAGCAUUGCUUCAACAUAAUUCCUUACACCGAUAUGUUGCUGCCUGGACGCUGUCUGUGAAACUACAUCCCCUCCUUGCUCCUCUGCCAGCGAAUCCAUCCUUGCAAUGGGGGAUAAGGUGGGCCGACGUCACGUUGAUCGACAAGAGGUCGGCAUUUACAUAAGCCGCGUCUUUAACGACAACCUGUCAGUGCAAGGCCACUUAAGAUCAAGAUGAGACAGAACAACUGAUCACUGGCUGACCCAGCCCACGUGACUGUCACUGGUCAUUCAUAUCACUAGCGCGGACACCCCCCAAUCCACGACUGAUUGAAGGAGGCAGAAGGGUGGCUCGGCUCAACCCCGGGUGAAUGGUGCGAGUCGUGCGACGUUAAUCAGUCCCCAGGCCCAAAAAUAUCUGUUAGUGGCAGCCACGCGCAAAGACGCCCAAGAAGAUGCCACGAUGAGCACAUUCCUAGAUUUCUCGGCCAUAAGUGGUGGUGGAGAUGCAGGUGGCGGGGGCUCGUGCUCAGUCAGAGCGUUUCAUGGCGACCACGGACUUUCAACAUUUCAGUCAUCGUGUGCUGUCAGGGUAAAUAGCUGCGGUGGAGACGAGAGGUACAUGUCCAGUAGAUCAUCACAAGACGCAAUUAACCCUCAGCCAAACCAAGCCGGCUCGUACCAGUCCCCCGGGACUCUGUCAAUUACCUACAGUGCACAUCCAAGUUACGGGACUCAAAGUUUUUGCGCCGGAUACAGUCACUAUGCCCUAAAUCAGGAUGUGGACUCGUCUGUGAGCUUUCCCCAGUGCGGCCCGCUAGUUUACUCUGGAAAUAUUUCCUCCACGGUUGUGCAGCACCGUCACCAUCGCCAUGGUUACAGUAGUGGAAACGUUCACCUCCAUGGCCAGUUCCAGUACGCGCCAGCCACAUAUGGUAGUAGUUCGGAUCAGGCAAACCUAACGUUUGUGGCGGGCUGCUCAAAUCCGCUAUCCCCUCUACAUGUGGCUCAUCACGACGCAUGCUGUUCACCUCUAUCAGAUGUGUCAACAGGGCAGACAUUUGACUGGAUGAAGGUUAAACGGAACCCGCCGAAAACAGGGAAGGCUGGAGAGUAUGGAUUUGGUGGGCAGCCAAACACUGUACGCACCAAUUUCACUACAAAACAGUUGACAGAGCUUGAAAAGGAGUUUCAUUUUAAUAAGUACUUGACUCGUGCAAGGCGGGUGGAGAUUGCGGCUGCGCUCCAAUUAAACGAGACUCAGGUGAAGAUUUGGUUCCAGAAUCGUCGUAUGAAGCAAAAGAAGCGAGAAAAGGAAGGUCUUUUGCCCAAAUCUCAGUCCGAGACGAAGGAUGGGCACGAAAAACAGGAGGAUGCAUCUGAAAAGUCGCUCUCCGCACCACCCACCCCCUCUCCCUCUUCCCCGACUGUUGAUGCCUACACCUCGAAUUAAAAGACUCUCACUUUUGUUCUGCCAACCUGUUAAUGAUACUGCAGUAUGCUACUGUUAGUGACUCUCGUGUCAAGGUUAUUGUCAAAAUCAUCAUGUGACAGUGUUACACAGAGACCAGUGGACAAUUUAUAGACUUUGAACACUCAGUAUUGACCUGUGCUACUUUGUGUUUUUGUGAAAUGACUGUUAAUUGUCGUAGGGCACCUUGUCAUGCACCUAGAAAUGCACAGUAAUAACAAAUGCUGCACUAUUACACGUGUUUGGUCGGACUUGCACCACUUGUCAAAAUACCUACCUCAAGAACCAAAGGAAGUAGUGCAAUAUAUUUAAGAGAUGUAGCUAUUAUUAAGAGAGACAAAUCAAUUGUACGUUUCGCCAAAGGCUUGUUUCAACACACUGACAACUUUUCUGGACCGUGUAUAGUGUUAACUCUGAUGCUGUGUGUGUGUUGUGAUUUCUGCAACAUGAUGCGCAACUCUUCAAAGUUGUCAUCCGGUCAUACUGAGUUUUAUCAGUCAAAGAUAGAGACUCAAGUCUCCCUCAGAAACAUUAGAAAACUAUCAAGAUACGGGUGAAUUAAAUGUGUGAAUUAAAAUGUAAAUAUAAUUUAUUUGAACACUGGUGUUUUACUUGUGAUAGUGGCAAAUGCCUGGUAUAAACCUGACAAAAUAUUUCUGGUAACUUUAA
Carassius auratus (goldfish) is the source of this 2121-nucleotide messenger RNA. RefSeq names its product homeobox A1a (gene hoxa1a). The record is from RefSeq and is a predicted model, not a curated record. NCBI's taxonomy places the organism in Eukaryota, Metazoa, Chordata, Actinopteri, Cypriniformes, Cyprinidae. Gene Ontology annotation, molecular function: RNA polymerase II cis-regulatory region sequence-specific DNA binding; DNA-binding transcription factor activity, RNA polymerase II-specific. Gene Ontology annotation, cellular component: nucleus. The transcript is spliced from 2 exons. Bases 445 to 1434 code for a protein of 329 amino acids. Gene Ontology annotation, biological process: regulation of transcription by RNA polymerase II.